AAUUUCCUGAACACUUUCCAUUGGUUUAUAUUUCGCUAGCUAUCCAGUUUGUCACAUAAAAUCAAAAAAUAUAGAUAUAAUGCAAAAUAAUCACCAGAAAUAAUAAAAAACAGUGAAAAGUCAUAAACUUAUUAUUAUCGCGCCUUCAAGUGAUAAUCAAAGAUACGUUUGCGGUUGCUAUUUUGAGCAGUCCAAAGAAAAGACCAAAAAUCAAUAAGCGUGUAAAAUUUGUAAACACGACAAGCCCUCGACCAGCCUCUCUUGGUUUCUCUCCGCGGAAACCACCCCAGCCACUCCCCCAGUGAACUGUGACCGCCAGCUGGCCAAAAAGAAAGGCCAAGCCGUGACCGUAAAACCGCAAAUAUAACCAUUAGCCGCCGAAAUGGCUACCAAUAUUGCGCUUUCUGUGCUGCUGAUGAUCGCGGGAGCAACAGCCACCGCGGAGCAGGUGGAGUACCUGGAUCCACAGCUGUCUUCACCAGCAGAUCAUCGGCUAAACAAGCGGAUGGAUCUGGAGGUGUGCAUAGGUCACUUUGACGUGCAUAAAAAUACGAUAAUACGUACCGGGGAGUCCCAGGCGAUUGGUGGCAAGUACCUUCAGGGUCUCGAGCUGGACACCAUCGAGGAGUGCGAAAGGCUCUGUUGCGAGACGGAAUCCUGCGACGUGUACAUCUUCGAGCGAAAGGCAGGAGGCUAUUGCUAUCUUUUUGAGUGUGGCCCUCCGGAGGAUUUCCGUUGCAAGUUCACGCGGCACGCCAACUAUACGAGCGCCGUGUUAAACCCCCAACCCAAGCAGGCUAGCGAGUUGGUCAGCACUCCGCGACCGCAGUUGCCGCACAUUCCCAGCAACAAUGUUUCCCAGCAGGAAUUGGAGCUGAGUAACCUAAAGCUAAAGCCGGAAGCGAGGGACAAGCCCACAGUUUCCACCGUCGCGCUGGUGGCUCCCACAUCGGGAACGGGUGUGGGCCAGUCGGCCGUAUACCAAGCUCAAAGUGUUCCCGCUGCGAAUUGCGGACGCUUCCAGUUCACCUGCCACUCCGGAGAGUGUAUAGCGGUUUACAAUGCCUGCGAUGGCAUUCCCCAGUGCGAGGAUGGGAGCGACGAGGGACCGGAAUGCAUCACCGUAUCGUCGACGGCCACAAAAUCAGGCAGUAGCAGUAUCAGCAGCAACAUGGAGCCCGUGAAGCCCAUUGUGCAGCAAUAUGUGCCAACUCAGAACGUGCAACAACAGUUGCAGGUCGUGGCCCAGCAACAACAGCAGCAGCAGCAACAGCAACCACCGCAACAGCCACAGCAUGUCAUUGUUUUGGGACCACCACCACCACCUCCGCCGCCACCGCCCAUGGUGAACAAUCGGGAAGAUGCCGCCGCCUGGGCGAACCGCAAGAUGAUUGCCGAGGGACAGCAGCAGCAACAACCAUUGCCACAACAGCAACUCCAACAGCAACAGCAACAAUUGCAGCAGCAACAGUCGCCACAGCAAAAGGCAGAAAUCACAAGUACAGAUGAGCAGAGCCGCAUCUUCAGCCACAAAGGCGGCCUCCAAUUGCAGCCAGUGGUAAAUGGACAGGGACAACUCCAGGUUCAGGGCCAGAUCCAGGGAUCAGCGCCGGUUCAGGUUCAGGGACAAUCAACACCGCUCCAAAUGACCAGCUACGACAACAAUCAGGCUAUAUAUGGCAUGUCGCUGCCUCGCUCCGGAGUUUAUCUGCCACAGCAGCAGCAUCAGCAACAGCAGCAACUCCAGGUUGCCAAUGGCCAGCAGCCAGUCCAAUCGAAUGUUGUGUGGCCACCACAGACUCCCUUGAUCACGCAGCAACAGUCGCUGGUACAGCAGCAACAAUCCUCGAUACCGCAGCAGCAGCAGCCUGGUCAUGGCUAUGCAGCUCCUCCAGCCAUACAGUCACCGUCAGUUCCGCAGCAAGCCAUGUUGCCUGUCCUUAACUCAGCUCCCGCACUUGGAAAAAAUCAGGGCCAAUCGGUAGAUGGGGACUACGAUGAUUAUGAUGAGGAAACAUACACAGAGGCACCAAAAAAGAAGCAACACAAGCACAAGAAGGUGAAGGCGAAGACUGCAAAGGAUCCCAUUGAACUAGCCCUGGAGCAAAAUAAGCUACAACAGGAGGGAACACUUCCGGUCCUGCCUGUUCCCGUUUCUCCGGUGCACGAGCAGUACAAGAUGAUUCACGAGAAUCUGGCGAUGGAGUUCAGAGAUCACGACGGUCACUCAGAACGUCCUGGUGGAGCAGUCCUCUCACUGACCCUGGGUCUAUUGGUAACCGCAGCCUUGGCUAUUCUUAUAGGAUGCAGGAUGAGAACGGUAAGCCGGAGGGCACGACGACUGGGCGGCAAGACGCCCUAUUCGCAGGAGGCGGACUUCCUGGUCAACGGCAUGUACCUCUAAGCCAGAUGCCAGCGGAGUAGGACGGGGGUUGCCAAGAUUCUUUGUGUUGUUCCACGUGCGGGGGAACGUGCGUAUAUUUAUGAUUAAUAAUUAAUAGUGUAAUGAAAAACAUAUUUUAUAUAAACAAAGAUAUAUCAAAUAAAACUAAAACUUAAAGUAGC
Messenger RNA from Drosophila eugracilis, 2565 nucleotides. Its product is annotated as zinc finger protein 853. The record is from RefSeq and is a predicted model, not a curated record. Lineage: Eukaryota; Metazoa; Arthropoda; Insecta; Diptera; Drosophilidae. Gene Ontology annotation, molecular function: protein binding.